Molecule: messenger RNA, 1259 nt
Organism: Closterium sp. Naga37s-1
Lineage: Eukaryota; Viridiplantae; Streptophyta; Zygnematophyceae; Desmidiales; Closteriaceae
Source: the annotation of a GenBank genome assembly
AGGAGGUGCGGGCGUUGGAGUCGACGCUGCGGUUCCUGGUGUCCAACAACUUUGCGGGAUCGGUGAUCGGCAAGGCGGGGCAGGUGAUAUCGGAGUUCCAGGUGCAGUCGGGCGCCAAGAUCGUCAUGUCGCGCGCGCACGAGUUCUUCCCCGCCACGGCGGACCGCAUCGUGCUCAUCAGCGGCACCGUCAGCGCCAUCCUCACGGCGCUGCACCUCAUCCUCUCCAAGCUCGCCGACGAUCCGCGGCGGGUGGAGACGGCGCGCGAGGGCGAGCUGGACCUGCUGCGCAUCGUGGUGCCGCACCGCGUGUGCGGCGCCAUCAUCGGCAAAGCCGGCGCCACCAUCCGGUCGUUCGUGGAGGACUCGCAGGCCACCAUCAAGCUGUCGUCGCAGGACACCGCGGGCCCGGGGUUCGCCGAGAGGCUCAUCACGAUAGGCGGGUCGCUGGAGCAGAAGCUGCGCGCGGUGGCGCUGCUGCUGACCAAGAUGUCUGAAGACCCCACCUACGUGCAGUACGCUGACGUGCCGCUCUCCUACACCGCGGCGGGCGGGUCAUCGCAGCCGCCUCCCGCUCCCCCUGCGCCAGCGGGAGGGGGCAGGCACGAGGGCAGGAGCAGCGGGUUUUCGGGAGGAGGAGGGGGCAGGGAGGGCGGGGGCCUUCCGCCGUACCUCUCGGACCCGCGUGGCAAGGUGGGCGUGCUGUGGCAAGGUGGGCGUGCUGUGACACUGCGUGUUGGUUCUGUGAUGCCACCGUUGUGCUGCUAUACCCGUGGCCCGCCUCCUCUGCCGCUGGGCGGCGGAGUGCCGACGACCAUCAUAGUGGCGGUGCCGGACGACCACGUGGGCGCCGUGGUGGGCAAGGGUGGCAAGUCGCUGCAUGAGAUCCAGCAGUCGGCGGGGGUGCGCAUGCUCAUCUCCGACCGCAAUGACUACGUCGAGGGCACCAGAAACAGGAAGGUGACCAUAACGGGCCCAUCGGAGGGAGUGGUGGCAGCGCAGCACCUGAUAGCGCAGAAGGUGCAGCAGAGCAUUGCCUCUGCCUCGGGGGACCGCCUCCUCUCCGCCCCGGACCGCCUGCCCAGCACUGUCGACCGCCUCCCCCCCGCCCCCCCCAGGGGCUUUGACGCCGGUGCAAGGGGGUUUGACAGUGGUGCGAGGGGGUUUGACGGUGGUGGUGGGCGCGGGGGCGGUGGGGACAGGCUGGCUCAGUGGGCCAUCUGUGACGGACCAAUUUCAUCCGAGAAUAGUUUUUGUUAG